UCGCGAGAGUUGGCGCGGGGUCUGCGCUCUGACGUUUCCGGUAACCUGCGGAAGGAGCAGCUGGGCCGAAGCUCACCGCGCCCUCCUCAUCAUCUUCAGCCUCCUCUACCGGGACAUUCCGCUCACCGGAACCGGCUACACUCUCCACGGAGCUCGGGAACUCAUUUACCGUUACACGAGAGAGACAGUGAGCGCUGACAGGCGCUUUAACCCUCAGCAGACACUAGAACCGAUGCUAGCAAGCUAACAGCAUCCUGUCGCGCGGACCGGGAAAUCAAAAUAAUGUCUUUAUUUAUCACUCCCAUUUCAUUUAUACUGGUUUUAUAAAGUGACUGUGCUUUUCGCUCAGGCACACGUGUAGUGUUACGCGUGUUAGCGACAGUAGCACAUGUCGUUUAUAGCUUACAGGUGAUUUUACUCUUUGAUUGUAAUCUCUGUGAAUUAAAUACAUUAUUGUGAAUUAAAGUCAAUGUCAGCUCACAGCAGAGACUUCUAGUGUUUUAAUAAAACGAUGAAAAGACCUGGACAGUACACAAGUUGAGGAGUGUUUGUAGACUGAUCUGGGAUCUUACCAGCUCGAUGACAAGCUGUAAAUCAGAGUUAUUAUACAGUAAAGCUCAGUCUGAGCUCGCCUUAGAUUAAAGGUCUUCUAAACAUCAGCCAUGGCUCCGAAAAAGAGGCCAGAGCCCAUAGUUAUAACCGGAUCUGUGGAAGCACAGACGACCUCUACAUCCAUCGACGCAGCUUCAGAAGCGAAUCUCGAGGCCCUGCAGAAGAAGCUGGAAGAGCUGGAUUUGGAUGAGCAGCAGAAGAAGCGCCUGGAAGCUUUCCUCACGCAGAAAGCCAAUCUGGGCGAGCUCAAAGAUGAUGAUUUCCAGCACAUCAGUGAACUGGGAGCCGGGAACGGAGGUGUGGUUAAUAAAGUGUGCCACAAACCCUCUGGACUCGUGAUGGCACGGAAGUUGAUUCAUCUGGAGAUCAAGCCAGCCAUCAGACAUCAGAUCAUCAGGGAGCUGCAGGUCCUGCACGAGUGUAACUCUCCGUACAUCGUGGGUUUCUACGGGGCGUUUUACAGCGACGGGGAGAUUAGCAUCUGUAUGGAGAACAUGGACGGAGGCUCUUUGGAUCAGGUUCAGAAAGAGGCUCGCAGAAUUCCAGAGGAGAUCUUGGGAAAAGUCAGCAUAGCUGUUUUAAGAGGUCUCGCUUACCUUCGAGAAAAGCACCAGAUUAUCCACAGAGAUGUGAAACCUUCAAAUAUCCUGGUUAAUUCCCGCGGGGAGAUCAAACUGUGUGACUUCGGCGUGAGCGGGCAGCUCAUCGACUCCAUGGCCAACUCUUUUGUAGGAACGCGCUCGUACAUGUCGCCGGAGAGGUUGCAGGGCACUCAUUACUCGGUGCAGUCAGACGUGUGGAGUAUGGGUCUCUCUCUGGUGGAGCUGGCCAUCGGCCGCUAUCCCAUUCCUCCACCCGACGCCAAGGAGCUGGAGGGCAUCUUCGGCAGGGCAGUGAUGGAUGUUAGGGAGCCAGGGACGCACAGUACGUCUCCUCGACCCAGACCCCCCGGCAGACCCGUCAGCGGUCACGGGCCAGUCAUGGCUAUAUUUGAGCUGCUGGAUUAUAUCGUCAAUGAGCCGCCUCCUAAACUCCCUCACGGCGUCUUCACUCCUGAUUUCCAGGACUUUGUGACCAAAUGUCUGAUUAAAAACCCUGCAGACCGAGCGGACCUGAAGAUGCUGGUGGAUAACACGUUUAUUAAGCGCUCCGAGGUGGAGGAGGUGGACUUCGCUGGAUGGUUGUGUAAAACGAUGGGGCUCAAUCAGCCCAGCACACCCACCCAAACAGCUGAAUGACACACACACACACACACACACACACACCUGACCGUCACAUGACCCACGAGUCCCCUUCAGAACACAAAUGUUUACAGCCCAUCUGAUGGAACACCUGCAGAGCUGCUUAUUUGACACUAUACUUCUAUAUUCAUGGGUGCAUCUCAUGGAUCCAGUCAAGAACAUGAACGUUUCACGCUCAAAACUAAGAAAUAAGAGAUGCAUGUAUUUUGAUGAAAGAAAAGUAAGAUCCUUGUCUUGCCAAAAAAAGUGCAUUUGCCCCCAAAAAACCCAAUGAAAUAUUAAAUUAUGAAGUAAAGUCCUGUAUGGUAGUAUUUGUUGUACUGCCUUUAAUUUUGACAUUUUCAUUGCUCGUACUUACAGUAGUGUUUUGUAACAAACAUACAGUUACUGUAAUGUAAUUCACCAAUAAAAAUAGUUACAAAAAUUAAAAUUGGCUAAAAUUACAAAAAUGAAGUUUUGGUUAAUUGUCUUGAAAAUGUCACAAUGCAAAAACGAUUUUAAAGUCUGGUCUUAAAAAUAAGCAAAAUCUAAUUUUCGGAUAUUUUUCUUUUGAUUUUGACGUUGUGACGUGUGGCCUGAGAGUGUUUUUGUCAGAUCCAGACGCACACACGUGUUCUCAUCUGAUCCUUCAUCAGGUGUAACGGAGGUAAUCACCAGCGUCACUCUUAGAAUGAUCUCUGUGUUCAUUCUUACUUUUCUACAGACAGUUGCUGCUUUAAAGACUCAAUAAAGUGAUUGUAGAGGGGAUGAACUGA
Molecule: messenger RNA, 2608 nt
Organism: Cyprinus carpio (common carp)
Lineage: Eukaryota; Metazoa; Chordata; Actinopteri; Cypriniformes; Cyprinidae
Product: mitogen-activated protein kinase kinase 2b
Biological process (GO): protein phosphorylation
Molecular function (GO): protein kinase activity; ATP binding
Source: RefSeq, a predicted model, not a curated record